This is a messenger RNA of Thermothelomyces thermophilus ATCC 42464, 1524 nucleotides long. RefSeq lists its product as uncharacterized. Gene Ontology annotation, molecular function: ATP hydrolysis activity; ATP binding. Bases 191 to 1435 code for a protein of 414 amino acids. Gene Ontology annotation, cellular component: mitochondrial outer membrane. The transcript has 3 exons. NCBI's taxonomy places the organism in Eukaryota, Fungi, Ascomycota, Sordariomycetes, Sordariales, Chaetomiaceae. The record is from RefSeq and is a predicted model, not a curated record.
CCUCGGCGCCCUCGGCGCGAGGCCAGCACUUCGCACAUCGCCCGAGACCGCCUAGUGUACGGAAUUUACAUACCUUUAAACUACGAAAACUGUGGCCUCGCUACGCCCGACGCUUAGGAGAGCAUCAGUUUAAUUGUGACUCAGCAUCUUCGCCUGUGCGGACCGUCGCGCCGCACCCUUCAAACACACCAUGAGCGACCAAAAACGGUUGAGGGAACUGGUCUCGGGCCUCAUCUUCGCUGCCGGCACCAUAUCCGCCUAUUUUCUGAUUCGGGAAGUCGUCACGCCAUAUCUCGCCAAGCUCGUCGACCCCGACCGAGAGAAACACGAACAAGCCAGGUUGAAAGCACAGGCGAACCUCCAGAGGAUACGACGGAAGAGGCUCGAGGCAGAGGGCAACGAGGACGACGGCGACGAUGAGUCUCGAGGGGCGAACAGGUUGGAUAACCUGGUUCUCAACGAAUACGAGAACCAGGUAGCGCUCGAGGUCGUGGCUCCCGAAGACAUCCCGGUCGGCUUUGACGCAAUCGGCGGCCUCGAAGACAUCAUUGAAGAGCUUAAGGAGUCUAUCAUCUAUCCUUUGACCAUGCCGCACCUGUAUCGGCAUGGCGGUGCGCUGCUGGCGGCGCCCUCGGGUGUCUUGCUCUACGGGCCGCCAGGGUGUGGCAAGACCAUGCUGGCCAAGGCGGUAGCCCACGAGAGCGGCGCCUCAUUCAUCAACCUCCACAUUUCGACCCUCACCGAGAAAUGGUAUGGCGACUCCAACAAGCUCGUCCGCGCUGUAUUUUCUCUGGCGAAGAAGCUCCAGCCAGCAAUCAUCUUCAUCGACGAGAUAGACGCAGUAUUGGGGACAAGGCGGAGCGGGGAGCACGAGGCUAGCGGCAUGGUCAAGGCGGAGUUCAUGACCCUCUGGGAUGGGCUCACAUCGACGAAUGCCGCCGGAGUUCCUAACAGGAUCGUGGUGUUGGGUGCCACGAACAGAAUCAACGAUAUCGACGAAGCGAUCCUCAGGAGGAUGCCCAAGAAAUUCCCCGUGCCGCUUCCCGGACUGGAGCAACGGCGGCGCAUCUUGCAGUUGGUGCUCGGCGACACAAAGCGCGAUCCAGAGCACUUUGACCUCGACUACAUCGCCCGGGUCACCGCCGGUAUGUCUGGCAGCGAUAUCAAAGAGGCAUGCCGAGAUGCGGCCAUGGUUCCCAUGAGAGAAUACAUCCGCCAACAGCGAGCCUCCGGGGCUAACAUGUCCCGCGUGAACCCCGACCACGUCCGUGGAAUCAGAACGGAUGAUUUCUUUGGCCGCCGAGACGGGCGAGUCCUCGCAGCAGAAACGCACUCCCGCCAAACAAGCACCGCCAACACGCAGUCCAAGGCUUCGAGUGAUGAAUACGAGGAUGUCGAAGAGGAUGAAGACGACAAGGUCACGACAUCGGCAUAGGUGGCUUGCUCAACCCUUGUACAUCAAAUUACACCGGCAGCCCGGCUACUUUGGUUUCCUGUAUGGUCCAGUUGUUUAAGACUUAUGAU